Messenger RNA from Pistacia vera, 1448 nucleotides. Its product is annotated as caffeic acid 3-O-methyltransferase-like. NCBI's taxonomy places the organism in Eukaryota, Viridiplantae, Streptophyta, Magnoliopsida, Sapindales, Anacardiaceae. The coding region runs from base 177 to 1244 and encodes 355 amino acids. The record is from RefSeq and is a predicted model, not a curated record. Gene Ontology annotation, molecular function: O-methyltransferase activity; protein dimerization activity; S-adenosylmethionine-dependent methyltransferase activity. Gene Ontology annotation, biological process: methylation. The transcript has 4 exons.
UAUGUUGACCCUGUUAGGUGUGCGUGUGCUUGUGAUUUUCUAAAGACUCUUUGGUGCAGACUGCAGACUGCCAACGAGGACACGAUUCCUUUACUAAAAUCGCGCUCGCUCGCUCACUGAUGAUCACUAUUCAGUAUUCACUCAAAAUUCCCUUCCGCUCUUAGCACUAAAACGACAUGUCGCAACCUCGAGAGGAAGAAGAAGUGGGCAAGCUAGCCAUCAGGUUAGCCAACGCCGUGAUUCUUCCGAUGGUCCUCAAAUCAGCCCUCGAGCUCAACCUCCUAGACAUCAUCUCUGCCUCUGCGGACGACGCCUUCCUCUCAACUUCGGAGAUCGCCACCAGGAUUGUCACCAAGAACCCUGACGCGCCCGUCUUGCUCGACCGUAUGCUACGGCUCUUGGCGAGCUACGAUAUACUAAAGUGCUCCGUCAGAACGGGAGAGGAGGGAGAAGUUGAGAGAGUCUACGGUGCCGCACCCAUUUGCAAAUUCCUUGUUAAAAAUCAAGAUGGAGGCUCUGUUGCUCCUUUGUUCUUGUUACACCAUGACAAGAUCUUCAAUGAGAGCUGGUAUCACUUGAAUGAUGUUGUAUUAGAAGGUGGAAUCCCGUUCAACAGGGCAUAUGGGAUGACGGCAUUUGAAUACCCGGGGACGGAUCAAAGGUUCAACCGGGUGUUCAAUCAGGCUAUGUCCAACCACACUACCUUGAUUAUGAAGAAAGUUCUUGAUGUUUACAAAGGAUUUGAAGGGUUGAAAGUGUUGGUUGAUGUUGGCGGUGGAAUUGGUGUUACUCUUGAUAUCAUCACUUCUAAGUAUCCUCACAUUGAAGGCAUUAAUUUUGAUUUGCCUCAUGUUUUAGCUGAUGCACCUUCGUAUCCAGGUGUAAAGCAUGUGGGUGGAGAUAUGUUUGUGAGUGUUCCAAAAGGGGAUGCCAUUUUCAUGAAGUGGAUACUACAUGGCUGGAGUGAUGAACAUUGCUUGAAACUUCUCAAGAAUUGUUGUGAAGCUCUUCCAAACUCUGGCAAAGUGAUCAUUGUGGAAUCGAUUCUUCCUGUGAUUCCUAUGAAUAAUGUGUCAUCGCAUAUUGUGUUUGAGCAAGAUCUUUUAAUGCUGGCUCAGAACCCAGGAGGAAAAGAGAGGACUCAAAAGGAGUUUGAGGCAUUAGCUGUGAAAUCUGGAUUUUCUGGGUGUGAAGUCAUAUGUAAUGCAUACAACAGCUGGGUUAUGGAAUUCCGCAAAAGCUGAUACUUAAAGCUUCCUAAUGCUGAACGGAAAGCCCAGUCUUCAGUACCAUGUGUUAUUACUCAGUGUGGCUCAUGUUGGUGAUCAAGAAGCUACUUUCAUUGUGUUAAAUUUUUGAUAAUUUGGAGUACGUAGAGAAGAAACCUGGAGUUCAUUGUAGUAAUUCUGCUUUACUGGAUGAAAUAAAAUAAUGAAACGUUGUAACAA